AUGGCCAUGACUACCGGGAACUUUGUACACCCCUACAACAGUCCCGAUGCUAACAUGGAAUAUGCUGCCUUUGGGUGUUGUGUCAAACGACGAGUACGAGAAAGUUAUAUAGUUAAGUGGGUAGUGACCGACAACCGGCAGUCAUCGUUAAAGUGGCCGUGCUAUGUUGUUGUGAGCUGCUUUGCAUGGCGAGCAGUCAUGAUUACUAUGGACCUUAUGGUGGCUCGCGUCACAGGGACGCUGGUAGCUGCUGUGGAUAGCCACAUGACAAGUUAG
Messenger RNA from Penicillium verhagenii, 276 nucleotides. RefSeq lists its product as uncharacterized. The record is from RefSeq and is a predicted model, not a curated record. The coding region runs from base 1 to 276 and encodes 91 amino acids. NCBI's taxonomy places the organism in Eukaryota, Fungi, Ascomycota, Eurotiomycetes, Eurotiales, Aspergillaceae. The transcript has a single exon.